This is a messenger RNA of Cannabis sativa, 2785 nucleotides long. Its product is annotated as alpha-humulene synthase-like. NCBI's taxonomy places the organism in Eukaryota, Viridiplantae, Streptophyta, Magnoliopsida, Rosales, Cannabaceae. The record is from RefSeq and is a predicted model, not a curated record. The transcript has 5 exons. Bases 1501 to 2349 code for a protein of 282 amino acids. Gene Ontology annotation, molecular function: terpene synthase activity.
ACUAUAAUAAAACUACAAAACAACUGUAUGCAAGUGCAAAUAGUUGCCUUAUAGUUGCAUUAUCGUUUUAUGAUAGUUUAUAUAUUAUGCAAGAAUUUAAUUUGAUGGGGACUAAGAAAUAGUAGUUAUACAUAGUAAGUUUUGUGCAAAUAGUUGCAUAUGAAUUUUAUAGUGAAAUAACAUAUGCAAGUAGCAAAACUAUAAUAAAACUACAAAACAACUGAAUACAAACUAAAAUACAGGAAAAACUCUUUGAACAUCAACAUCCAUGAUAAAUCUCAUUGUUACCCAUUGAUGAUAUAAAAAUGGGACUGACCAGGUUAAUCUAAUCUAUUAGCUUUGCCACCUUCACUCAUAAAUCUUAAUCAUGUUUGUCCUAAUACUUUCUAAUAUUAAUUUUAUAACUCUACCAUUAUUAUUAUUAUUAUUAUUAUUGAUAAUUCGAUGUAUACCCACAAUUUUUAUUUUCUUUUUAUUUACUUACAGUGAAGCACAUAAAAAAUACUUCAAUAAUAAGAAAGUUUGCUUGUCUUGUAGGAUACCAGAUUCUUUGCCCUGUCUUUAUAAUAAAGUGCUUGCAGCUUCAGUAGAUGCCACACUCAAUUUCUCUCCAACUCAGAAACAGGUAGCAGAAUAUAUUGCUAAGCUCGAUUGUUUAUCUCAUUUGUUAAUAAUUUGUUCUGUUGCCGCAGGCUGUUACCCCUGGAAUUUUGGGUGGUAUAAUGAAGGGUUUAAAAGCAGAGAAAGUGGAACACAAUGCUGAUCUUAGUGGACUUCAUAAAAAUAUUCAUGCACAUUUAGAGACCUUAUUUUCAAGUCCUCCAUUCUUAAAACCUUCGACAGCUCUGACAGAUGACCAAGAAAUCAUACAACUCAAUUUAGACGACAUUGUCAUCGACGAACCUCUACACGUCUCAUCUUCAUCUCAGAAAAACAAGAAUGAAACGAAAGGUAAAAUAGCUUGCUUUAAAGUUAUUGCUUCAAGUUCUUUAAUUAUUUUGCUGGCAUUAAAAAUAAAAUUAUUGAAAAUUAAAAAGUGAAAUAAAAUUAAAAAUAAAAAGAAAAGAAGAAAAAAAGAGAGUGAAAUGAUGGAUUGAUUGAUAGAAAAUAAAAAAAGAGAGGGAAGAGAGUAGGAUUUGAUUGAUGAUGGAUGGAAUGAUGACUAAGUGGUAUUUGUGUAAUAAAACCAACUUUGUAAGUAAAUAAGUUGAUAUACGCGUGUGUGAGUAUUUUGGUAAUAAAUUGUGCAAAAUGGAUUUUUCAUGUAAAAAUUUCAAUUAUUUAAGCACACAAAAAAUAUAUAUUUUAUUUAUUAACAAAAUUUAAUAAAUAUACCCUAAAAAUUAUAAUUUCUUAGGAACCAAAAUAAAAAUUAGAUACAUUAUUGGCAUUGUAGGGCCAGAAAACUCCCCUAUAAAUGUCAUUUGCAAAUAUUUGGAUCAUCUCUUCCAAUAAAUAUUUUCUAGUCAAUAAGUCAAGCUAGCUAUAACCCUAAUCAUCAUGUCCACUCAAAUCUUAGCAUCAUCAUAUUCAAAUGAAAACCCAUAUAAAAUUGUUCGUUCUACAAAAACAUUUCAUCCACAUAUUUGGGGAGAACAAUUCUUACAUUACAACAUCUCAGAACAAGAUUGGUAUUGUCAACAACAAAAGGUUGAGAAAUUGAAAGAAGUGAUUAGAAGAGAAAUAUUUGGAGAAUCAUCAUCAUCAUCAGCUUAUUAUGAUUCUUGGAAAAAUCAAUUGAAGUUAAUUGAUGUGGUAGAACGUUUGGGAUUGUCCUAUCAUUUUGAAAGUGAAAUAGAAAAUAUGAUAGAACAAAUCUACAACAAAACCAAUAGUGAUGAUUUUCUCAAAGAUGAAGAUUUGCAUGAUGUUUCCUUGUGGUUUACACUUCUACGACAACAUGGAUUUAGGGUUUCUUCUGAUAUAUUUGAAAAAUUCAAAGAUGAAGAUGGCAACUUUAAAAAAUAUUUGGUAAGUGAUACUCUUGGUUUGCUUAGCCUAUAUGAAGCUUCACACUUGAGUUGUGUUGGAGAAAAUAUACUUGAUGAAGCACUUGCUUUCACAACAACACACUUGAUUGAGUUUUUGGCAAAGACAAAAGAUCACUAUGAUGACGAUGAUUUCUUGUCAAAAGAAAUAUCUCAAGCCCUAGAGAGACCCUUAAGAAAGACCCUAGUAAAUCUUCAUGCUAAGCAUUUCAUUUCGAUAUAUGAAAAAGAUGCCUCACAUAACAAAGUAUUGCUACAACUUGCAAAGCUAGAUUUCAAUCUAUUACAAUCCAUGCACAAAGAGGAGCUUAGUGAAAUCAGCAGGAAAUGCCUAACAGAACUGAACAGGAUCCUGCAAUGAGGAACAAGAGCAAUCGGAUUGCAGAAACUUCUGCAAUGCAUCAGCAAAAUAAAGACUUUUUCAGCAACCCGAAAGAGCAUGAUGAUGUGUUUUGGAACAAAAAACAAUGGCGAAUUCGUGUCAUUGUGAACAGAGUUCAAAAUGACAGCAAAAGGAGACUUGCAGGGGGUGCUACCGAGCGAAACAAAGGAAGUGGAUAAGCAAUGGUUGUUAAAUCUGUAAUCAUUCUUGUAGCUAAAUAUAAUGUAUAGUAUUCAGUUUUUGUACAUAAACAAAUGUAAUUUGAAGGUUUGAGCAAUACAAUUUCCUUAUUCAUAAAAAAAAAAAGAAAAAAAUACUCGAAAUUUUCUGAAAAAAUUAAUUUAAGUAAUUUAAGAUAGUAAUUUUCUUAUGUACCAAAAUAGAUAAAAUGUUUAAAUUAAUUUAUUUGAUGUCA